GGCCAGCCGCGAGUGUAUACGGAAGUACUGAGGUGGAGGUGGUUUGACGGGAUCACCGCACAGUUCGAGCCCCAGCAGCUCUUCUGGUCCAUGUGAAAACAUGCAGGCGGAGGGCCAGGGCUGUCGGCCAGUCAGUGACUUGGUGAAAUCCUCCGGGAGAUUCCGUGUACUUGUUGGUGUGACCGGAAGCGUCGCAGCGUUGAAGCUGCCUCUGUUGGUCUCCCAGCUUCUCCAGCUCUCUGAGGUGGAAGUAAGAGUCGUCACUACGGAGCAUGCCAAGCACUUCUUCAAUCCUGCAGAGAUUUCUGUAAAAACCUACAGCGACAAGGAUGAGUGGGAGCUGUGGACACAGAGAUCCGACCCUGUGCUCCACAUUGAGCUCAGGCGCUGGGCAGACCUUCUUGUCAUUGCUCCCCUGGAUGCCAACACUCUUGGAAAGAUUGCUAAUGGCAUUUGUGACAAUCUGCUGACGUGUGUGGUGAGAGCCUGGGAUACCACUCGACCUCUGCUCUUCUGCACUGCGAUGAAUACAGCUAUGUGGCAGCAUCCCAUUACAGCCCAGCAGGUAACCAGGCUGAAAGAGUUUGGAUAUGUGGAAAUCCCCUGCAUAUUUAAAAAGUUAGCCUGUGGAGAUGAAGGAAAAGGCGGCAUGGCAGAGGUGACAACUAUCGUCAGCGUUGUCAAGCAGUAUCUUCAGAGACUAGAUGAGUCAUCUCAGAAAAUUCUUGAAUGCCACGUCAUGUUGCAGUCAGAAGCCAACAAAGACCCAUUAAAAUGAACUACAAUGAUUUUUCAUAA
Molecule: messenger RNA, 798 nt
Organism: Paralichthys olivaceus (Japanese flounder)
Lineage: Eukaryota; Metazoa; Chordata; Actinopteri; Pleuronectiformes; Paralichthyidae
Gene: ppcdc
Product: phosphopantothenoylcysteine decarboxylase
Biological process (GO): coenzyme A biosynthetic process
Cellular component (GO): phosphopantothenoylcysteine decarboxylase complex
Molecular function (GO): phosphopantothenoylcysteine decarboxylase activity; FMN binding
Source: RefSeq, a predicted model, not a curated record